Messenger RNA from Egretta garzetta (little egret), 2880 nucleotides. RefSeq names its product transportin 3 (gene TNPO3). The record is from RefSeq and is a predicted model, not a curated record. The transcript is spliced from 20 exons. Gene Ontology annotation, biological process: protein import into nucleus. The annotation marks the transcript as partial. NCBI's taxonomy places the organism in Eukaryota, Metazoa, Chordata, Aves, Pelecaniformes, Ardeidae. Gene Ontology annotation, cellular component: cytoplasm; nuclear membrane.
AUGGCAGGGGGGGCCGGAGGAAGCCGAGCUUCAAGCCUGCGGACUCUUGGGUACAGAUGGGAACGGCAGCUCCCACCGCAACGGCACUCAGCUCCUUCCUCCCUGGGAGCUUUGGUCCACGCCUGGGAGAUCUCUGACCAGCUGCUGCAGAUCCGUCAGGAUGUGGAGUCGUGCUACUUCGCGGCGCAGACCAUGAAGAUGAAGAUACAGACUUCCUUCUAUGAACUCCCCACCGACUCCCACGCGUCGCUUCGGGACUCUCUGCUCUCCCACAUCCAGAACUUGAAAGACCUGUCGCCGGUCAUCGUCACCCAGCUUGCUUUAGCAAUAGCAGACCUUGCCCUGCAGAUGGCUUCUUGGAAAGGCUGCGUACAAACACUGGUUGAAAAGUACAGCAAUGAUGUUACAUCGCUGCCCUUCCUGCUGGAAAUCCUCACGGUGCUGCCAGAAGAGGUUCACAGCCGAUCCUUGCGCAUCGGAGCCAACCGCCGUACCGAAAUCAUCGAAGAUCUGGCGUACUAUUCCAGCACGGUCAUCUCUCUGCUGAUGACGUGCGUGGAGAAAGCAGGCAACGAUGAGAAGAUGCUCAUCAAAAUCUUCCGGUGCUUGGGGAGCUGGUUCAACCUGGGGGUCCUGGACAGCACCUUCAUGGCAAACAGCAAGUUACUGUCGCUCCUCUUCGAGGUGCUGCAACAAGACAAGACAUCAUCGAACCUCCACGAAGCCGCUUCGGACUGCGUCUGCUCAGCCCUCUACGCCAUCGAGAACGUGGAGACGAACCUUCCCCUGGCCUUGCAGCUUUUCCAGGGCGUCCUCACUCUCGAGAGUGCCUAUCACAUGGCUGUAGCACGCGAGGACCUUGACAAGGUGCUCAAUUACUGCCGUGUUUUCACCGAGCUGUGUGAGACGUUCCUAGAUAAAAUAGUUUGUACGCCGGGUCAAGGGCUUGGCGACCUGCGGACGCUGGAGCUGCUGCUGAUAUGUGCAGGUCACCCGCAGUACGAGGUGGUAGAAAUUUCAUUUAACUUCUGGUACAGACUGGGGGAGCACCUGUACAAGACGGACGAUGCAGUGAUCCACAGCAUCUUCAAAGCCUACAUCCAGCGCCUUCUCCACGCUCUGGCCAGACACUGCCAGCUCGACUCAGACCACGAGGGCGUCCCAGAGGAGACGGAUGACUUUGGGGAGUUCCGGAUGCGGGUCUCGGACCUGGUGAAAGACCUGAUCUUCCUGGUGGGAUCGGUGGAAUGUUUUGCUCAGCUUUAUGCGACUCUGAAGGACGGGAACCCACCCUGGGAGGUGACAGAAGCUGUCCUCUUCAUCAUGGCCUCCAUAGCGAAGAGCGUUGACCAGGAGAACAACCCGACCCUGGUGGAGGUGCUGGAGGGGGUGGUUCGCCUCCCCGAGACCGUGCACACCGCCGUCCGCUACACCAGCAUCGAGCUGGUGGGAGAGAUGGGGGAGCGGCUCAAGCGCUCGCCUUCGUGCUUGGGAACGGCCUUGGUCCUCGCCAGGCUCCCCUUGGAGAAGAUAGCAGAAUGCCUCAGCGAGCUCUGCGCCGUGCAGGUGAUGGCUCUCAAGAAGCUGCUGUCUCAGGAGCCAAGCAAUGGCCUCUCCUCAGACCCCACCGUGCCCCUGGAUCGACUCGCCGUCAUAUUUAGCUUCACCUGGUCUGCAGCGAGGACAGACCGAAACGUCAUCACGGUCCUCUCAGGCCAAGUAGUAGAGGCAUUUGACAAGCAGUUCCAGGAGCUCUACCUCAUGUCCAAGGGGGUGAGCCUCAAGUCCAUCUCCAUGGGUGAAGAGCCCGAACCUGAGCCUGUAACGCUGCCCUCUGUUGUGCCAGUGACCCCUGCCAACGCCGUGGUAAAGAAGCUGAUAAACCCUAAAUAUGCCCUGGUGAAGGCCAAGAGCGCUGACCAGAUCAGCAAGACUUCCUCUGAGAACCAGGACAAAAACCAGAAGACAGACAACAAAGGCAAAGCCCUGCCAGAGGGCCAGGCGGGCGACAGGCAUGGUGACGUGGCAGACCUCUCCCUCCUUAUCCACCCCGGCCUCCUGAAUCUGGAGAAAGCCAACAUGUUUGACUAUCUGCCCACCUGGGUUGAGCCUGACCCUGAGCCCGGGAGCGAAGUCUUGGGUUACAUCAACAUUAUUGACCCCAAGAUAAAGAAUGUGAAGCUCUCACAGAUGAACCGCAUCAAAGUCUGCGACGUUUCCCAAGCCAGCGCCCAGCACCGGCAGAUGCUGAAGAACAGAGACUGGGGGCUGGGUGAACGAAACCGAGGGGGGGACGGGGGGAAGCUUUUGGUGCAGGCAGAACCGGCGAGGGGCUUCUUGUUGGGGGAGCUGAUCGCUGAGGAAGGCCUCACUGCCUCGGGGCUCGUACCCCACCGGGACGAGGAGAGCCCCAAACCUGCCCCUUCAGCUUCGGCGGUGGCUGUUGGGAGGAGAAGCCGGGGUCGGGCGCUCUGCAUGCCUACCUUCCAACUCCUAGAGCAGCCCAAUGGCCUUCAGAACCACCCGGACACCGUGGACGACCUCUUCCGACUAGCAGCCAGGUUUAUCCAGCGCAGCCCCGUCACCUUGCUACGCAGCCAGGUGAUGAUCCCCAUCCUGCAGUGGGCCAUCGCCGCCACCACCCUGGACCACCGGGACGCCAACUGCAGCGUCAUGAAGUUCCUGCGUGACCUCAUCCACACCGGGGUGGCCAACGACCACGAGGAGGACUUUGAAGUGCGGAAGGAGCUCAUCGGCCAGGUGAUGAACCAGCUGGGCCAGCAGCUCCUCCACCAGCUCCUGCACACGUGCUGCUUCUGCCUGCCGCCCUACACCCUGCCCGACGUCGCCGAGGUGCUCUGGGAGAUCAUGCAGAUCGAC